AUGAAGACGAGUAUGGAAGAAACCGGAAAACCGAAAAAUGAAUCGGUUACUGUACCUAAUGCAUUCAAAGACACAUCCAAUCAUUAUGGUGCAUCGAAAGAUAAAAUUGAAAGGAUUUUGAGAAUUCUAAAAAAUGAACAUAUUGUCAGCAUUGCUCGAAGCAUUGAUAGCAUUAGCGAUUUGUCACAAAGAAGUGCUCAUCCAUCUUUAUCCGAUAGCAGUUCAACAAAGAGUUUGGAUAUUACAUCAUCUUCACAACUCCCUCCUACCUAUGAUAUCGUUGGAGACAAACGUCUACAAGAACUGGAGACCGAGAAAGUAUGGUCUGAUGAUGAAAUGGAAUGGUUCAGGCAAGGUAUCCUAACAAGUAUGAAAAUGGAUUCAACACCGUUUUGCAACAUUCAAGGACCUGUUUAUGUGGAACUGAAACGAAACAUUUCGAGAGAUAAGGAAAAUAAUUUUGUGAUUAAUGAGAAGAUUGAAAUUAUUGGUGAAGGACAUUAUAAUGAUCGGCGUGUUUUUGCGACAAUUGAGCCACUUAUGACGAGACAUGCUCAUCGGCAGGAUGAUGAUGUUUUAGCUGAAACACGUCAGAUUGUUACUCUUAGAGAAAAUGCAAUCAUUAUCGAGAGUCAAUCAAGGUUUGCAGUAUGUCAACGAAAAAUGGAAAUGCUUCAUUUCGAAGUGAUAGAAUCUGAAAAAACUACUGAAAUAAUGGAGGAUGAUAGCGAAUUUGAAGAAAUGAUGAAGAAAAUAGUGAAAUUGAAAAAUGAGCCAAGUAAUGGCCAGAAGGCAGUUUACAGUCUAAUUGGACCUAUUAAUAUCCGUUGUGAUCAAGAAAUACAUACUCGACCGAACUCGAAAUUGCUACAUAUUUAUGAAACUAUCAAACUUCGAGCAAAUGAAAACGAAAAUGACCCGAAAGAAGAGCUGUUACUCUCAACCCGAAAUACCUUGACAAAACAAUUUGACUCAUCACCCUGUCGAUGUCUUCAGCGAGUAUUUGUCGGCAAAGAUGUUAUACAGAUCGUACGUGGAAUACGUAUCAGAAAUGAAAACGACGGAGCUAAAGUGACUAAUGUACUUAUUAACAGUAAUACAUCAGAAGCUUAUUAUCAGGGUGAUAAGUGA
Molecule: messenger RNA, 1131 nt
Organism: Loa loa (African eye worm)
Lineage: Eukaryota; Metazoa; Nematoda; Chromadorea; Rhabditida; Onchocercidae
Exons: 8
Coding region: 1-1131 (376 amino acids)
Source: RefSeq, a predicted model, not a curated record